This is a messenger RNA of Hermetia illucens (black soldier fly), 1171 nucleotides long. RefSeq names its product AP-1 complex subunit sigma-2 (gene AP-1sigma). The transcript has 5 exons. Gene Ontology annotation, biological process: intracellular protein transport; vesicle-mediated transport. Gene Ontology annotation, cellular component: membrane coat; intracellular membrane-bounded organelle; AP-1 adaptor complex. NCBI's taxonomy places the organism in Eukaryota, Metazoa, Arthropoda, Insecta, Diptera, Stratiomyidae. Gene Ontology annotation, molecular function: clathrin-cargo adaptor activity. Bases 140 to 613 code for a protein of 157 amino acids. The record is from RefSeq and is a predicted model, not a curated record.
CCUAUGGAUAUCUUCUGAAAAUCAAAACAAGGAGGGGUUGUGAUUGAAUCUAUUUUCAGAACGCGUCAUCAAGCCGACAUAUUCAUACUUGCUAGUUGACUGACGGUCUUCGGCUCAUCUCUGGUCUGAUUAAUCGGACAUGAUGCUUUUUAUGCUGCUUUUCAGUCGACAAGGAAAACUCCGGUUACAAAAAUGGUACAUGGCGUAUCCGGACAAAGUCAAGAAGAAAAUUACACGCGAACUGAUCACAACAAUAUUGGCGAGGAAGCCGAAAAUGUGUUCAUUUCUGGAAUGGAAAGAUUGUAAAAUUGUGUAUAAAAGAUAUGCAAGUUUGUACUUUUGCUGUGCAAUCGAGCAGAACGACAAUGAGUUGUUGACUUUGGAAGUUAUUCAUCGAUAUGUGGAGCUUCUUGAUAAAUAUUUUGGAAGUGUAUGCGAGCUAGACAUCAUUUUCAAUUUCGAGAAAGCUUAUUUUAUACUCGAUGAACUUCUCAUCGGAGGUGAAAUGCAAGAAACCUCUAAAAAGAAUGUAUUAAAGGCGAUUGCAUCGCAGGAUCUUCUGCAAGAGGAUGAAGCUGUUGAAGGGGCUUUAAGAGAUAUUGGACUCCUGUAGUCUUAUUGAUUACAUUUUACUAUUGUUUUGUAACUAAUUUUGUUUUCCUUUUAAUUUCGUUGCUGUUGUAGUUUUUCAUAGAGUAACCUACUUACUCAUGUAUAAGUUUAUUGUAACUAUCUAAUAUUUGCUUCAAUAGGUUUGUUGUUUAACUCUUUGUUUAAUUGUAUUCUGUAUUAUUUUCCAUGUUUUGAAUGUUGUAACUAGAGGUGAUAUAAUGCGAUUGCUUUGUUAGUUAUUUGUACGUAUUUCAUUGAAUUUUGAAUACCGUGAUAAGUCCCAAAGUUUAAUGAUUGGAAAAGUAAGAAGCAAGAUAAAAACUGUGAUUUACGGAGUCAGGUGAAUUCAGUUUUACUAAAUUGUUUCAAAUAUCAUUCCUGGUUAAAACUUUUGAAUUUCUAACGUCAUUGCUUUUAGAAUCCGCGUUUUGCUAAAGUUAGAAGGAAAUAUAAAAUUUAGGAACGACCAAUUUAGCAAAUCAAAUAGGAAGCAAUAAGUUUUUUGGCUUUAUAAAUAGUUAUGUCAUUGAGAAAACAAUAAAAAAAUAUUAUAAUGUCA